Molecule: messenger RNA, 1818 nt
Organism: Vidua macroura (Pin-tailed whydah)
Lineage: Eukaryota; Metazoa; Chordata; Aves; Passeriformes; Viduidae
Source: the annotation of a RefSeq genome assembly
AUGGAUCUACCACUAGUCCUAAACACAUUCAUACUCCUCACCCUAGUCACCCUAUCCACCCCCAUCCUAUUCCCACUCCUAUCCGACAACCUCAAAAAUACCCCAGCCACCAUCACAUCCACAGUCAAAACUUCCUUCCUAAUCAGUCUCAUCCCCAUAACAAUCUACAUUCACUCAGGGGCAGAAAGCCUAACCACCCUCUGAGAAUGAAAAUUCAUCAUAACCUUUAAAAUCCCAAUCAGCCUAAAAAUAGACUUCUACUCACUCACUUUCUUCCCAAUCGCCCUAUUCGUAUCAUGAUCCAUCCUACAAUUUGCAACAUGAUACAUGGCCUCAGACCCAUACAUCACAAAAUUCUUCACCUACCUACUAUUCUUCCUAAUAGCAAUACUCAUCCUAAUCGCAGCUAAUAACCUAUUCGUCCUAUUCAUCGGCUGAGAAGGAGUAGGAAUUAUAUCCUUCCUCCUAAUCAGCUGAUGACACGGACGAGCAGAAGCCAACACUGCAGCCCUCCAAGCUGUGCUAUACAACCGAAUUGGUGACAUCGGACUCAUCAUGUGCAUAGCAUGACUAGCCUCUGCCAUAAACACAUGAGAAAUCCACCAACUCCAAUCACCCUACCAAGUUCCCACCCUACCCCUUCUAGGACUGGUCCUAGCCGCAGCUGGCAAAUCCGCACAAUUUGGCCUACACCCCUGACUACCAGCCGCAAUAGAAGGACCCACUCCCGUCUCCGCCCUACUCCACUCCAGCACAAUAGUAGUAGCCGGAAUUUUCCUACUAAUCCGAACCCACCCGCUAUUUUACAAUAACCAAACCAUCCUCACCCUGUGCCUAUGCCUAGGAGCCCUAUCCACCAUGUUCGCAGCUACAUGCGCUCUCACCCAAAACGACAUUAAAAAAAUCAUUGCCUUCUCAACUUCAAGCCAACUAGGCCUAAUAAUAGUCACAAUCGGACUAAACCUCCCUGAACUGGCUUUCCUACACAUCUCAACCCACGCCUUCUUCAAGGCCAUACUAUUCCUAUGCUCGGGCUCUAUUAUUCACAGCCUAAAUGGUGAACAAGACAUUCGAAAAAUAGGAGGACUACAAAAAAUACUACCCACAACUACCUCAUGCCUAACCAUCGGAAACCUGGCCCUAAUGGGAACACCAUUCCUAGCAGGCUUCUACUCAAAAGACCAAAUCAUCGAAAGCCUAAGCACAUCCUACCUAAACGCCUGAGCCCUCAUCCUAACCCUACUAGCCACAUCCUUCACUGCAGUAUAUACAAUCCGAAUAACCGUACUAGUUCAGACCGGCUUCGUUCGAAUUCCUACCCUCACCCCAAUAAAUGAAAACAACCCCGCAGUGAUCUCCCCCAUUACCCGACUAGCAAUCGGAAGCAUCACAGCAGGACUCCUCAUCACUUCAUUCAUCCCCCCAGCAAAAACACCACCAAUAACCAUACCCCUAUCAAUCAAAAUAACAGCAAUCCUAGUAACAGCCCUAGGAAUCGCCCUAGCCCUAGAAAUAUCAAAAAUAGCACAAGCCUACAUCAAAACAAAACAAACACCAUUCUCGAACUUCUCUACAUCCCUAGGCUACUUCAAUCCCCUAGUCCACCGCCUUGGAAUGACAAACUCCCUAAAUGGAGGACAAAACAUCGCCUCUCACCUAAUCGACCUAUCCUGAUUCAAAACACUAGGACCAGAAGGACUGGCCAACCUACAAGUAAUAGCAGCCAAAACUGCUACCUCUUCCCACUCAGGCCAAAUCAAAGCCUACCUAGGAUCAUUCGCCUUAUCCAUUAUCAUUAUCCUCAUCUCAACAUACAGA